Psilocybe cubensis is the source of this 951-nucleotide messenger RNA. RefSeq lists its product as uncharacterized. The transcript is spliced from 2 exons. NCBI's taxonomy places the organism in Eukaryota, Fungi, Basidiomycota, Agaricomycetes, Agaricales, Agrocybaceae. The record is from RefSeq and is a predicted model, not a curated record. The coding region runs from base 1 to 951 and encodes 316 amino acids.
AUGACGGGUUCAGACUUCGAACGACUCCCAGGGCACAUUCAGCGAGCUAUCGACAAUGCCUUUAACAAGGCCAUCAACCCCAACAAUUCAUCAAAAUUCCUACCUAUCUCAAACACAGCUUCUAGCAAUCCUGUAUCCACAAGCCUUGGGAACGAUGACGGAGGUGGAGGUGGGUUUCUCGUGGAUGACAACGAAGACGUUCCAGAAGACAUCGAUGUUGAACCAUCCACCUCCAACAGUAGCGAUGACCUGAUUCCUCUGGACCUAAUCCCCACCGCUCUCCAAUUUCUCGAUCUUCCACCAGACGACGAAGAAAUCCUAGGCGUGCUCCGGAACGCGGCCUCAGGCUGGUCUUCUUCUUCUUCUUUACAAACACCCAAACCUCUAGAUCCUCAGACGCGAUUUGUAAGUCGCGAGGACUGGCGUUCCGUCUGCGCUGUUCUACUUGAGAAUCGCGAGAGUGACGACGACGACGACCUUUCAGAGAACGCGCAACAGCGAGACGAGGAUGAGGACGGAGAUACCUUCAUGGAUGAUGACUUUGAAAACUCUGUUUCUUCUGGUGGUGGUGGUGACUCAGAUGAGGAAUAUCAAGGCGAACGCCGUCGUUCCACACGUACAAGGAGAUCAAAGACCUCUCAGCAACGCACAGAUGGCCUUUCGCCUGAACAUUCCGAAGCUCCAAAGAAACUUACAAAACGUCAAUACCAAACCUGUCUAGCUACAUACGCUCUCUUCUUCCCCGACAUCCCAAAUGAAGAAUUGUUGAAGAAGCGAAUACUGGUUUCCGACCUCCAGCGAGUCUCAAAUCUUCUCGGCGAGAAAACCAAAGCUGAAGAGAUCAUCAUGCGCCAGAUGGUCGAGAUGUUGGAGAUGUUCUCGACCUCAAAGGAUAAAGCCAUGAGUUUUGACGACUUUACUCGGAUGAUGAUUACAGCUAAACUGGCGUAA